AUGAAAAGUGCUGACUUUAAUCCGUUCUCUUGGGACAAUAGCAGCAAGAAAGUCCAGUCCAGUGUCAUUAGCCUCGAGCUUCAAACGGAAAAUGCAACAAGACUGAAUGUUUCAAACCUCGACGAUUAUAUUGAAAUAGUUAUACCUAUUUCCCCCCCUCCUUCAAAUACCAGCAACGGAUCAGAGCAUUAUUUUCUAAAGCCAAACAAAUUGACUGUGAGGAGGUAUUACGCAGACCUAGCAGAUGUACCUGUUUCCAUCAGGCUGGGAGUGGCAAAAGAGGAGACAUUAGUUAAGAUACUUGUGAAAUUUGCGUCAAGACCUACCACAGAGGACUCUGACCUCAACUUUACGCUAAAGCUCACGUCAAAGUGCGGAAAUGUGACAAAGAGCGAGGCCAAAGAAACUUUGUGUAUUCCAGAAGAGAGAAUAAUUACCGUACUUCCUACCGAACCAAGUCACAUUUACAUAGGUUUAUUAUUGGAAGAAUCGAAAAAUGCAAGCAAAAAUUCCAGAGAGAAACGGUCAUGCUUCGGGCAUGGUCGCCAGAGACGAUCAUGCGUUGGCGUCAAAGAUCCACCUCCGAAAGGGAUCCUUCAGACGAUUUUACCUCAAUAUAACCCACAAACUGAUGUCAACUAUACGUUGACCAUAACCCAGUCAAGUUGUUUGUAUUGGUCUGAAGAGGAGGAAAAAUGGACAUCCGAUGGUUGCAAAGUAAGUAUGAAUCCAGUUAUGAUUUCAAAUAAUGACUUAUAAAGGGAGAACCGACCACAUUAUCCUACAAAGUGAGCUAAAUUUCGGUACGAAAUCUAUAAACAUGUACUGAUGGCACCUAUUUCUUAUAUUUCCUUGGCAGGUCGACGUGGGCUCUAACACCACGCAUCUCAAAUGCCUCUGCAACCAUCUGACGUCUUUCGGCGGAAACUUCAUUCAAGCUCCCAAUCCCAUUGACUUCGACAAAGUUUUCACGGAGUUUGCGCGACUUAGCGAGUCGGGCAACAUUUCAGUGCUCGUGACAAUUGCAUUUGCGUUCCUUAUUUACUUUGUAGCUCUUAUAUUUGCAAGGAGGGCUGACAAAAGAGAUCAAAGCAAGGUAUGCAUUUAAAUUUUGCAUGUAAUAUUUACGCACAAAUCAUCCUGCAGUAGUAAUACAGUUAAGAGCUUACGAUGAGAAAAUCAGUAGUCUCGCGUUCUUUCUUCCUUUCUUUUCUUUUCUCAUUACGCUGUGUACCAAAGUGCAGCUUCUUCUUUACGCUUAUCUCUUUAUUGCCCUUAAAUCCAAAGAUAUUGAAGAUUCUGUCAAGCGAUGUGAACGGAAAUUAAACUGUCUUUUAUGUAGCUGUUUUCGCUGGACAUUUUAAUAGUUUGGGUGUGGAAAAUAAUACAAAGUUGUAUCUCCCAGUAUCAGCUCAAUGAUGUAACUAUUUUUAUGGGGCCACCACCGGGUAAACAAGGUAAAUUGUUGUAAUUACUUGUUUUCGCAGAUUUUCCCACCGCCACAGAUAAAUCUUGUUGAAGAAGGAACGUACUACUACGACAUGGUUAUCAGCACUGGUGUUUGGAGAGACUCAGCUACAACGGCAAACGUAACGAUGAGCAUAAAAGGAGACAACAAUGAACAUGAUCUCAUCACUCUUCAAAAACAUGGUGAUUUACAGGAAGUUUUUAGUCGAGGAAGUAUAAAUGGUUUUGUUCUGGUUACAAACGAGUCAUUAGGAAAUCUAAACGAAAUAACUUUGGAACACGAUAAUUCAGGAGAAAGUCCAUCUUGGUUUGUAGAAACAGUGGUAAUCAGAGACAGACAAACAGAAGAACGCUGGGUGUUCCCCAUAAAUAGAUGGCUCGCACUCGAAAAAAAGACGAUGGGCAAAUAG
Molecule: messenger RNA, 1877 nt
Organism: Pocillopora meandrina
Lineage: Eukaryota; Metazoa; Cnidaria; Anthozoa; Scleractinia; Pocilloporidae
Source: the annotation of a GenBank genome assembly